GGAUGAAGAUUACCUGCAGAAGGUUCAAUGAUGAUGGUCGGACCAUGCAGAAUGAGGACAGGAUACUAAACUUUGUCAUCAAAUGGGGUUGGAAGGAAGGAACCAAAAUCACGUUCCCCAAAGAAGGGGAUGCUGCCCCAGACAACAUCCUUGCUGACAUCAUCUUCAUCCUCAAGGACAACCCUCACUCACACUUCAAGAGGGACGGAACAGACAUGGUCUACAUUGCAAACAUCAGUCUUAAAGAGGCCUUAUGUGGCUGCACCGUGAACGUUCCCACCAUCGAUGGGCGGGUGAUCCCGCUGCCCUGCAAUGACAUCAUCAAGCCGGGGACAGUGAAGAGACUGCGCGGGGAGGGGCUGCCCUUCCCCAAGGCCCCCAGCCAGUGAGGAGACUUGAUUGUGGAGUUCAAAAUCCACUUCCCGGACAGAAUAGCUCCCCAGACGAGACAGACACUCAAGCAGCACCUCCCAUGCUCCUAGAGCUCAGGGACUCUCCUCCAAGCAGUAAUGCUCCAAACACAGAUGCUGCAGCAUCUGGCCCGUGUGUAGCAGAGGUGCCACAGUGCUUUCAAAUGCAAA
This is a messenger RNA of Strigops habroptila (Kakapo), 581 nucleotides long. Its product is annotated as dnaJ homolog subfamily B member 5-like. The coding region runs from base 3 to 389 and encodes 128 amino acids. The transcript is spliced from 2 exons. Gene Ontology annotation, molecular function: protein-folding chaperone binding. Gene Ontology annotation, cellular component: cytosol. Lineage: Eukaryota; Metazoa; Chordata; Aves; Psittaciformes; Psittacidae. The record is from RefSeq and is a predicted model, not a curated record. Gene Ontology annotation, biological process: negative regulation of transcription by RNA polymerase II.